Molecule: messenger RNA, 4722 nt
Organism: Alexandromys fortis (reed vole)
Lineage: Eukaryota; Metazoa; Chordata; Mammalia; Rodentia; Cricetidae
Gene: Luc7l2
Product: LUC7 like 2, pre-mRNA splicing factor
Exons: 11
Coding region: 2419-3579 (386 amino acids)
Biological process (GO): mRNA splice site recognition
Cellular component (GO): U1 snRNP; U2-type prespliceosome
Molecular function (GO): mRNA binding
Source: RefSeq, a predicted model, not a curated record
GGAAUUAGAGGCAUGCGCCACUACCUCCUGGCCAGCUUCAGUUUUUUUUUUUUUUGUGUGUGUGUGUGUGUAUGUGUUUUAAGAUUUAUUCAUUUAUUAAGCAUACGAUGUACUGCUGGCAAGGAAAGCAUCAGGUCUCAUUACAGAUGGUUAUGAGCCACCAUGUGGUUGCUGGGAAUUGAACUUGGGACCUCUGGAAGAGCAGCCAGUGCUCUUAACCGCUGAGACAUCUCUCCAGCCCCCAGCUUCAGUUUUUAAAAUAAUUUUGUUACAUGGGUUUUCAUACAUAAGUGAGAUUUUUAAAGUUUGUAAAAUAUCAGACGUCUUUGAUCAUAUAUAGCAGCAUUGAAAUUACUAGCUACGCAUGGUACAUGCUUAUAAUUCCAGAAUUUGGAGAACUGGGGAGGGAAAGUGUGUGAGUUUGAGAUCAGCCAUGGCUGCAUAGUUAAACUCUGUUUCUAACUCCUAUUCUUCCCCACUAACUCCCACAAAUAUUUACUUUGGUAGUUUUUUCCUUCCUUCAGAUACAAUUAUUUGAAAGUUUUUAAGCUUGUCAGGAAGAUUAUGGUUAAAAUUAUACUAGUAGCUAUUAAUGAUUAUUAAAGUGUAAGACUAGCUGGACGGUGGUGGUGGUGCACGCCUUUAAUCCCAGCACUCUGGAGGCAGAGGCAGGCGGAUCUCUGUGAGUUCGAGGCCAGCCUGGUCUACAAGAGCUAGUGCCAGGACAGGCUCCGAAAGCUACAGAGAAACCCUGUCUUGCAAAACCAAAAAAAAAAAAAGGUAAAUAAAGUGUAGGACUAUAUUAAUCAAAGCCUUUUCUAAACUGUAAAUAGCCUUAUGUUUACAUUUUCUGAAGAGAGAACGCUGCUACUACUAAGUGUGACCUAUACAUUCAGAAACAAAUAUCUUGACAUUCAGUUGGAAGACUUGUAACUUUGCUUUUGUAUAAAAUAUAUGAUGUUAUUAUUUAGAUGUCUUGAGUCCUUUUAUAAAGCAUAAUGUAAAUUGCUUAAAUAUACAGUAGUUCAGACUGAAUACAUUUACUAAGGUAGCAUGAAGGGAAAAAGUAUUUUAUAAAGUAGCUUAAGAAAAACUGGGCAUGGUGAUGCACAUUUAAUCCCUUGGCAGAUGAAAGCAAGAAGAGCAGAAAUUCAAAGUCAUCCAGCUAGAUAAUGAGUUUUGGGCACCUGGGCUACAGGAGACUCUGUUCUCCCCCAGUCCCCCAAAAAACCCCAAACAAGAAGUAAUUAGGGGCUGGAAAGAUGACUGGUUAAGAGCACUUGCUGCUCUUGUGCUCUUGUAUCAGUUUCCAGUACUCACAUAACAUCUCACAACUAGCUGUGCUCCAGUUCCAGGGGAUUUUGUGCCCUCUUCUCACCUCUAAGAGCACCAGGCACGAGUAUGAUACAAAUACAUACAUGUAUACUCAUACACAUACAUACACAUAAAAGUAAGAGCACAAGUAAUUAUAAGGUAUAAUCCCAGCACUUGAAGCUGAGGCAGAAGGAUCAUGAGCUAUAGUUUGAGGCACUAACCUAUCUCAAAAGCAAAAACCAGUUCUAGAAAGGUUUAUAUAAGUGAAUGUUAAAGGACUUAAAGAUAAAUGAGAUUUGUAAAGUGCAGGGAGGACUGUAUUAUAAGAGUGAUCAGGUUGGCUGACUUUUCAGUAUAGUAGAUAGUGGUUAGCUUUGCUCAUGGGAAGAUGCAAGGUUUUAUUUAAUUGUGCACUUCUUAAAUUAUCUCCUUGCCCUGGAGUUUAGAAACUGGAUAUAGGUUUUUAUGUAAUUCCUACACUGUUAAUGUGAGUGCAGCUUAUAUUGGAAGAAAGAGUAUUAAUAGCUUCUCUUUAUAUUUGGGGGAUUCAAAAGAGGGUAGGCAAACAAGAAGUUAAUCCUUUUCAACUCUAUACUUCUUUCUAGCUUUAGUUUUCCUAUCACUGAGGGAGGGUAGGUCUUAUUUCAGAUGUAACGAGCCUAUUGUGUACCAAGCUAAUUGAGUGAUAAAAGGUCCUACAGAUGGUGGUGGUGAACACUUUGCUUGUUAUACUAGAAAAUGUGGGAGAACAUUCCUGUCUCUGCCUUUACUAUUAAAUAUGGGAUACUUUCAUUGCUUUGUAUGCUGAUGCAUUUCCUGCUCUACUCUGUUUUUCCUAAGCUGAGCUCUGAGCUAAAUCUGUACAAAGAAAUAUUGAUUGCUUUUAUAAUGCUUGCCAUUAAUGCCUGAUGAUAUACAGUAAGAUAGGAUUCUGCAUACCAUUAAAUAUGUCAAGUAUUACAAACUUUAAGGUUCUUUUGAAAUUACCAUACUAAACUCAGUUCACUUUUGCUAACUUCACAGUUGUUGAUCACAUAGCAUGGUCAUCCACUCACAGCUUAAAAAAAUACAGGGAGCAUCGGAGAGAAUGGGUUCAAUGUAUCUAUGCCUGCCUACUUCAAUCUGCAAGGGAGUUUCAGAAAGGCCCCGCAUUCGCCGAGCCGAGAUACUACUCGACAACGAAUCAAAUUCAGCGAUGACAGAGUAUGCAAGAGCCACCUUCUCAACUGUUGUCCCCAUGAUGUCCUUUCUGGAACUAGAAUGGAUCUUGGAGAAUGCCUGAAAGUCCAUGACCUGGCUCUAAGAGCAGAUUAUGAAAUUGCAUCCAAAGAACAGGACUUUUUCUUUGAACUUGAUGCCAUGGAUCAUCUGCAGUCCUUCAUUGCAGAUUGUGAUCGAAGAACUGAAGUGUCUAAGAAAAGAUUAGCAGAAACUCAAGAAGAGAUAAGUGCUGAAGUGGCAGCAAAGGCUGAACGUGUUCAUGAGUUAAAUGAAGAAAUAGGUAAAUUGUUGGCCAAAGUGGAACAACUAGGAGCUGAAGGAAAUGUGGAAGAAUCUCAGAAAGUCAUGGAUGAAGUGGAGAAAGCACGAGCAAAGAAAAGAGAAGCAGAGGAAGUUUAUCGGAAUUCUAUGCCAGCUUCCAGUUUCCAGCAGCAGAAACUUCGAGUCUGUGAAGUUUGUUCCGCAUAUUUAGGUCUUCAUGAUAAUGACAGGCGACUUGCUGAUCAUUUUGGGGGUAAACUGCACCUGGGAUUUAUUGAAAUAAGAGAGAAACUUGAAGAAUUAAAGAGAGUUGUAGCUGAGAAGCAGGAGAAAAGAAACCAGGAACGUCUGAAACGAAGAGAAGAGAGGGAGAGAGAAGAACGGGAAAAACUGAGGAGGUCCCGCUCACAUAGCAAGAAUCCCAAAAGAUCUAGAUCUAGAGAGCAUCGUAGACACCGAUCUCGCUCCAUGUCACGAGAACGCAAGAGGAGGACUCGAUCCAAGUCUCGAGAGAAACGGCAUCGCCACAGGUCCCGUUCCAGUAGCCGCAGCCGCAGCCGCAGCCACCAGAGAAGUCGGCACAGUUCUAGAGAUAGGAGCAGAGAGCGAUCCAAGAGGAGAUCCUCAAAAGAAAGAUUCAGAGACCAAGACUUAGCAUCACGUGACAGAGACAGAUCACCUCGUGACCGAGAUCGAAAAGAUAAGAAGCGGUCCUAUGAGAGUGCUAAUGGCAGAUCAGAAGACAGGAGGAGCUCUGAAGAGCGGGAAGCAGGGGAGAUCUAAUUAGCCGUGUAUAUAUCUUCAAUCCUUAAGCUUCCUAUGGAGUUAACAUGCUAUUAUUUAGUUCACAGCCAUUCGGGGUGACAGUUCUAGAUACUGAUCCAGGCUAGAUAUGAACCUAUUUUCCUUGAUAAAGCCUAAAACUACAUCCAUAGUUUCUGGUGAACCUGUAAUACCAUUCUGAACGUACAGUUUUACAUAAUAAGACGCUGAUCUCUAUUCUUUCAAGUAGGAGUGAUAGUGUAUGAAUUGUGUUAAUGCCUUGCAAUUUUUGAACAUUUGUAAAAUUCUGUCUUCCUUUCUAUUCCAAACAGCAGCAGCUUUGGGAAUUUUUCUUUAUAAUUCUUCUUCCUUUGACUUUUGUAUCUCCUAAUACCUAUGCCUCCAACUGUAAGAGAAAAGGGGGCAGGGAAGCAAUAUAACUUCUGUUCUAAGGUUCUGUUCACCUCAAUUACUAGCUGAUUAUAGUUGAGCAUUUCUACCGGAUUGUGUGCUGGUGAAACUUAACACAGGGCUGUCUUGUUUGGGGCCCUAUUAGAGUUGGAAGUUGAACAGCUGUUGCGUUACUUUUGCUUUUUUUAUUGAAAGUUUGAAACCAGACUUGUCUUUAUUUUUAUUUUUUAUUUUUUGUUCUAUUAAAACUGCUAUGUUCAGUACAUUGAGGGGGGAUGGGGCAGGGACUGUUUCAUAAUAAGCACUUGUUUUAUUGUGUGUGUGUGUGAAUGUGUGGAGUAUAAAGGCUAUACUCUUAAUUGUAAAAAUAAAAGGAAAAGAAACAAUCAUCAUCACUACCAUCAUCACUCUGUAACCUGUUUAGUAAGUUGUCACUAGAACUCUUUGCUGUGCUAUUUUUCUCUGUUCUGUAACAUCCUUAACAGUGCCUUACUGUACAAGGCACCAAAGGUAGUAAAUAUGUAAUUGUGGAUUUCAGAUGAACUGUUGCUCCACCCAAAUCUCUUGCUGACUAUACUCCACUACUUCAGAGCUGUAUUUAACAGCUUCUAUAAGGAAAUAUUGGACCUGUAGAAGCAACUAAGAGUCUCUUGUUUGUAUUCCUUAAUUGACAAGCCUGAAUAAAAUCAAUAUGUAACCAAAAUAAUGAAACCAACAGUUUCUGCAUUAAAGUGCUAAUUACUUACUAAUGAC